This is a messenger RNA of Calypte anna (Anna's hummingbird), 1748 nucleotides long. It is a transcript of the gene XBP1, whose product is annotated as X-box binding protein 1. Gene Ontology annotation, molecular function: RNA polymerase II transcription regulatory region sequence-specific DNA binding; DNA-binding transcription factor activity, RNA polymerase II-specific. The record is from RefSeq and is a predicted model, not a curated record. The transcript is spliced from 5 exons. Gene Ontology annotation, cellular component: nucleus. The coding region runs from base 80 to 910 and encodes 276 amino acids. NCBI's taxonomy places the organism in Eukaryota, Metazoa, Chordata, Aves, Apodiformes, Trochilidae.
GGGCGGGGCCGCCAGGAGUGCAGGCGGUCGUAAGUGUCGGGGCCGGAGAUCGCCGCAGCCCGUCCCGUUCGCCCUGGCCAUGGCAGCGUUGGCCGGUGCCGCGGUCUCCCGGCUGCUCCUCAUUCCUAGCAAGGCGGCUGAGACCCCCUAUGCCGCCGGCCGUCACCUCUCCGUUGUGCUGCCAGCAGGAGCAGCUCCCAGCGCGCCAGAUCUGCAGACCCCGCAGCCGGCCCGCAAGCGGCAACGGCUGACCCACCUGAGCCCGGAGGAGAAGGCGCUGCGCAGGAAGCUGAAGAAUCGCGUGGCGGCCCAGAGCGCCCGGGACAGGAAGAAGGCACGAAUGACGGAGCUGGAGCAGCAGGUGCUGGAGCUGGAGGAGGAGAACCAGAAGCUGCUGCUUGAGAACCAGCUCCUGCGGGAAAAGACGUGUAACCUUGCCCUGGAGAACCAGGAGCUGCGCUGCCGCCUGGGUCUGGAUGCUCUGAAAUCAGAGGAGAGCGAGUCCCAGGUGGGUCUCUGCCACGCCGCUUGCUCGGCUCCGAGAGCUGCCGUGCGUCAGGCUGUGAAGGAAUCACAAGUGGAUGAGAUUAGAUUGGUGACCGGGUCCGCUGAGUCCGCAGCACUCAGACUACGUGUUCCUCUGCAGCAGGUGCAGGCCCAGCAGUCACCAUUUCUGAUAGCUUUCACAUGGAUUCUGAUGGCAGUGAUUCUUCAGACUCAGAGUCUGAUCUCCUACUGGGCUUUCUGGACAGUCUGGACCCAGAGAUGUUUCUCAAAUACGCUGAUUCAGAGUCAAUGUGUCUGGAAAAGCUGGAGGAAGAGAUCUGUGGAGAAACAGAUUCCAUACCAACCCCCACCUCUUCCUCUUUGGGGUCCCCAUCAGCUAAGCUGGAAGCCAUUAAUGAACUGAUAAGGUUUGAUCACGUGUACACAAAGCCCCUAAUACUGGAGAUUCCCAUUGAAGUGGGCAACCAAAGCAAUAUGCUUGUGAAAAUUGAGGAGGUGUCUCCCUUUCCAUCUGAAGACAAAGCUAUCCCUGAGACCCCAGUCUCUGUCAAAGAGGAACCUGUAGACAGCUUCAUGCCUGAACUGGGCAUCUCUCAUCUGCUUUCCUCUCAUCAUAGCCUUGCAGCCUCAAGCAGUCUCUUGGAUGCCUGUAGUGACUCUGGGUAUGAAGGAUCCCUGUCGCCCUUCAGUGACAUGUCCUCUCCGCUUGGCACUGACAAUGCCUGGGAGGAUAGCUUUGCCAAUGAACUCUUUCCCCAACUGAUCAGUGUCUAACUCAGUAGUGUUAAUGCCCUUUGGAUAAUGAUCCUGUCAGGAUAACAGGAUGUGCCCAUUUGGGAUGGGCUAGGGAGAAUCAAGUGUGUUCAGAGAAGUCUUGCUCAUUUCAACUCCUACUCACGGGUGGAGCAGUGGCCAGUGUGUUUCUCCUGGUAUAAAAAAGCCCCGUGUGUCCUGUUCCGACUUCCCCCCUGUCCUGUCAGUGUUGGUUUAUGAGGGAGGAAAGGUUUGUUUCUUGGUAACUUGCCAAUUCUAUGUAAACCUGAAAAUGUUUUCCAUUUGAAAUUAUUUUCUCAAAAAAACCUGCUAUGGGAUAUUCACGUAUAGACAACCGGGUUAAUACUAGUCUGUACAUCUUUCAGAUUUACUAUGUAAAUGCUUGUUUUCCAUUUGCUAUUUUAGAGUUGCUUUCUCCAUUUAAUAUUUAACUGAAUUGGUGCAAUUAAAAUGUAGUGCAGCUUACU